CUGCAUCCCUAUGAAUGUCCAGCUCGUCACUGACAUCCACGGUCUAAAAUGUGUGUGUGUGUGUGUGAGAGAGAGCACGGCAAAGCCUGGCGGCCAAGCCCGCACCGACGCUGGCCGCCGUUUAGAACUCUGUGUGACGACUCUCAUAGAGCAGCAGGUCGCAGCACACGCAGAGCAAACCGGCAAGCAUCAAGGAGAAUACAGCCAGAUUAUUUGCAGAAGAAAUUGGUUACAAAACAAGUGCACUAAUUUGAGAGCAGAUACAAGGAAGAGCAAUCGAUGGCCGAGUCUGCCGUUAAGGCCAUCGUCGGGAACGUGAGCAACCUUGCCGUUCAGGAGACCACCCUGCUAUGUGGAGUCAACCUUGAAGUGGAGUGCCUGAAAAAUGAGCUGGAGCGACUGAAGUGGUACCUGAAAUCUGCCGAUGCUAAAUGGAGAUCAGGAGAUGACCGUGUGGCUACCUGGGUCAGCCAGAUCAGGGCCGUCUCAUAUGAGGCUGAGAAUGUCAUCGAGGUCGCUGAUUACAUGGGCAAGAGAAACAGGCUCAAGAAGGGCUUCUUGGGUGCCAUCUCAAGGUAUGCUCACUUACCCGGUGACUUGAUCACUCUUCACAAAGUCGGUGUUGAAAUCAAGCGUGUAAGAAGGAAGCUCGAUGAGAUAUUUCAAAGCGCAGAACGUUUGAAAUUUAAUUUAGACAGUAGUGUUGUUGACAAGGUUCACUUAGAUGGUGAUUCUCAACAAGAGUAUGGUCUUAUGUACGAAAACAUUGAAGAUGAUUUUGUGAUGAUUGGUUUUGAAGAUGAAUACGAAGAAAUAGUUGAUAAGUUAGUUGACACAGAGAAGGAUCUUAGUGUUGUCUCCAUAGUUGCCAUGGGUGGUGCGGGAAAAACAACACUUGCUAGAAAAGUCUACUCUUCAUCUAUAGUUGAACAACACUUUGAGAAAAUUGCCUGGGUGACUGUAUCUGAAAAGUAUAAGGGCAUUGAUUUAAUGAAGGAUAUUAUGAAACAAAUAAUGGGGACAAGGGGUGAUUCACUUGAACAAAUGGAAGAGUAUGAGGUGGGAAAGAAAACCCAUGACUUUCUCUUGCAUAAAAGAUACUUGGUAGUUCUCGAUGAUGUGUGGGAAACCGACACAUGGGACCAAAUAAACAGAAAGGUCAAAGCCUUUCCAAAUGCAAGUAAUGGCAGUAGAGUACUCUUAACCACUCGAAAGGAAGAUGUCGCAAAUCAUAUACAAAUGCCAACCCAUGUUCAUCAUUUGAAGAAGUUAGACGAAGAUGAAAGUUGGAAACUUUUUAACAGCAAAGCUCUACCAUCAUACAUAAGGAGAACAAUAAUUGAUGUGUAUGAGUUUGAAGAACUAGGGAGAAACCUUGCAAGAAAAUGUGAUGGAUUACCUCUUGCCCUUGCGGUUUUGGGAGGCUAUCUAUCAAGGAAUCUAAACACACAAACAUGGUGUGAUAUACUCUUGGAUUGGCCAUCAACCAAGAAUAGACAGAUGAUGCGAGAAAUACUAGCUCGCAGUUACAAAGACCUGGCAAAUCAUCACUUGAGAUCGUGUUACCUCUAUUUUGCCGCUUUUCCAGAAGAUUACAAAAUAUCUGUGUUGGCUCUUAUUGAAGUAUGGAUAGCAGAAAAAUUCAUUCCGCAUUUACCAAAUCAUAAACUAGAAGAAACAGCACAUAAGUAUGUACUCGAGUUGGCUCAGAGAAACUUGGUCCAAGUUAUUGAGAGAAGUGAGGUACAUGGAUGCAUUCUAACAGUAAGAAUUCAUGACAUUCUACGUGACUGGUGCAUAGAAGAAGCAAGGCAAGAUGGUUUUCUUGAUGUCAUCAACAAAACUGCAGGACAAGGUGGUCCAUCUUCAUCUAAUACCAUGAUAUCAUAUCGUUCUUCUGUCCAAAACUUGAAUGGCGAUCUAAUUUGCCAUGAAAGCAUAUCUAAUUCAGCACGAACACUUGUUGUCUUUAGAAUUCCUUCAGUAUCCUUUUCCAACCAGCUAAAAUUGUUGAGGGUUCUUCAUAUGGAAGAUUCUAGUCUGGAAAAUUUCUCUAAGAUAAUUGGUGGGUGCAUUUACCUAAGAUACCUCAGGCUUAGAAGAUGCAAAGGUGUGACAUUGCCUUCUUCAAUAGGACAACUCAUUUACUUGGAGACUAUAGAUCUAAAAUGCACACAAAUGGACUCGGUAGUACCAAAGUCCCUCUGGGAUAUCCCUACUCUAAGGCAUGUUUAUCUUGGAAAUGAGUUUUCCCCACCAAGGAGUCUGCGACAUAAAGAGCUCCAGACCUUUGAGUUAUAUCUUACGCGUGCCAAAACUAAAUACCGACGUCAUAACAUGGUUAUUUUUUUGGGCCAGAUGAAUCAACUAACGACCUUCUCUUGGGCGAUUAGCCGUAUCCCAUCAGAAGUGAUUAACAUAUUUGCAAACAUGCCUCAUCUUGUCGAUAUUUAUCUCAACAAAUUUAGUGUGCUCAAGACGAUCCCCGCUAAGUUCCCACAAAGCCUACGGUGUCUUGUUCUAUUUGCUGAUAUCAUUGAACAAGAUCCGAUGCCAAUCUUGGAGAAGCUUCCAUCUCUUGUGGUGCUGGAGUUAUCCGGAUAUCGUGGCCGAAUCAUGUCAUGCUCUGCCAAAGGGUUUCAUCGCAUGCAAUCGCUAAAACUUGAUGAGUUCUCCAUUGAGGAGUGGCGGAUGGAUGUUGGGUCGAUGCCAAGGCUCUCCCACCUUGCACUACGGAGAUGCAGGCAGAUAGGGAAGCUCCCCGAGGGUUUGUUGCAUGUUCGGCUCCUCAUAGGUGAUAUUGAACUGUUCAAUGUGCCUCGGAUUACCGAAGAUGAUAAUACAUUGUAUGAGCUGCAAAGGAGAGGAUGGAAGGUGAAACGUUCACCGUGAGGCCUUGCAUGAUUCAUCGCAAGAUCUUUGACUACAAAGCAGAGGAAGAGUUUCCUGACUCCCAAGGCACUCAUUACUUCACAGUAUGCAUGCUCCGACUUAAAGCUACAUGAUUCCCUCAAAUACCCCAGAAUUAGCUGAAGCACUGGCGCUACGGCAUGCGGUGGCUCUCACCCGUGAUGAAGGAUUUUGAAGGGCCGUUUUGCAGUCAGACUGUUUGUCAGUUAUCCAGAGAACCAAUGCUUCGACGGGGCUCAUCACUGCUGAUAUCAAGGAGUUGGCGUCGGUCUUUUCGUCUGUUCGCUUUAGUCAUGUAAAUCGUUUGUCGAAUGUCGCGGCACAUAUUCUAGCUAGAUCUUGUGAGUCCUCUAGUGACACUAUUUUUCAUGUAACCCCGGAUUGUAUCCGGGAGGCACUCUCUCUUGAUUAUACUUGAUCAAUAAAGCGCGAUAUUCCUCAAAAAAAAUGUAAUGGAGUAAACUGGUCUAAGUAACCUAUAUGUGCUCCAUCUAA
Molecule: messenger RNA, 3405 nt
Organism: Aegilops tauschii subsp. strangulata
Lineage: Eukaryota; Viridiplantae; Streptophyta; Magnoliopsida; Poales; Poaceae
Product: putative disease resistance protein At1g50180
Biological process (GO): defense response to other organism
Molecular function (GO): ADP binding
Source: RefSeq, a predicted model, not a curated record